GAAUAAUAAUUAUUUAUAUUCAAUGAGUAAUGUGAAAUCAUUUUAAAUCUCUAAUAUAAGUCUAGUGAACUGAAGCACUCCAGUAUAAACAUCCUUGCCAUCGUUCCUCUAUUUAUAAAUUCUUCUAUUUUGCCAACUUGAAUAAAUUCAACUACUUGCUGUGUGCUGGUGAAAAAAUCAUAUUAAUCGUUAGUUUCUUACUGAAAUUAAGAAACUAACAAUUCAAAUUCAACUACUUGCUGUGUGCUGGUGAAAAAAUCAUAUUAAUCGUUAGUUUCUUACUGAAAUUAAAUGGAAGAAAAGCGAGUUACCCAAGCUUCGCAAAUUUACUAAAAAAUCAAUUCAACUAUCAUCAGGAAUAAGAUUGAGUAUCAAAAGGCCAAGCUCGGUAGUUCAUCAUAUAAUAACUUGAACUAUAAAAUAACAACAAUGUCGAGAGGCUUCAAUACGAGCGGAGGAGCGACAAUGUUAUUUUACGCACUCUUGAUAUGCUGGAUUUGUUGCUCGGCAUCUGCUUCACGUCUGGGUAGUUUGGUGAAGCGAGAAGCCGAAGAUGAAAGCUUUUAUGCAGAUGAACCGCCACCCACUCUGCCUCCUGAUUUCAACAUCUGCGACUUGAAAGGCAGUUACCCCAUAUACUGCUACUGCAACUACAUCACGCCCAACGACGCGACAGAAGGGAACUGCUGGAUCAUUGACGACAUGUCGUCAGACGAGAACCAGCACAUCUGGGAAGGCCUGAGUACCCAGUCCGGGAUACAGACCCUGACUCUGCACCUGCGCUCUGACGGGAUCCUACACAGGAUACCAUCUAUUGCCAUACAACAUUUGCCGAACAUCAAGUCUUUUGAGGUGCAAUACGGAACCAUCGAAGCCAUCUUGCCUUUCAACUUCGCCAAUUCCUCGACACUGGAAAAAAUUUCGCUAGCACGCAACUCCAUCGCGAGGCUGGAGAGUAACGCGUUUGCAAAUCUUCCCUCUCUGGUGACGCUCAAUUUUGGAGAGAACCACUUGGCCGACAUCAACCGAAGUGUUUUUGUCAACCUGCCCAAGUUGACACAUUUAUCGAUGGACCGCAACAAGAUUACAGGCAUCGAAGACCGCGCCUUUAUAGAGCUGCACAGUCUUGUUGAACUCAAGCUUUUCACCAACCAAAUCAAGGCGAUCGUCCCAGCCACUUUCAAAGGCCUCAAGAACCUAGAGAUUUUAGACCUUCACAUGAACCACUUGGAAGUGAUCGGCGACCACACCUUCAAGGCCCUCAAGAGCCUUCAAGAACUCGACCUCAGGGGGAACUCAAUCAAAUACAUCGCACCAGACAGCUUCAUCGGCCUCACCAAACUUAAGAAUUUGAACUUGCAGGACAACAAGCUGUUGUCGCUAGGGGCGACGGUGUUCACGGAGACGACCAGUAUAAUGAAGCUGGACCUGCGUAACAAUGUGCUGGAGACUCUCACGCAAGACACGGUACAGCCUAUCUUGGACAACCUCAACAACCCUCUCAUGCAGUUCUACGCUGAUGGCAACAGUUUUCGAUGCGACGACCGUCUCGCAUGGAUGUUCCACCUCAUGAACACGACCAGCUCGUCUCUGGUACGCCACGGUCUCAGCGAUAUCUACUGCUACCUCGAGGGCGCCCCACUACCUACAAGACUCACUACUGUCGACACCGUCACUUACGACCACGUCACCACACCUCUCGGAAUCGGUCCCAAAAUUCAGCUCUUCCGCUUGAAGAUAACUGAAUUGCCGGAUCACACUAGGAUUCAACUCUUGAGUACCUCAGACCCAGACUGCGACCAGACGGACAAUAUCAUCGACACGGCCUCACCAACGGACUCAUACCAAGGCAACCGCUCCCGCAGCGGCACGAGGCGUCGCAACAAUCGUGGCAGAGCCCGAAAGCCCAUCAGCCCCUCCGAGUCUUCACCGGUCAAUGAGCCUCAAAGUGACACGUCCAUGACCAUUGAAGAGUCAGACUUCGAGGACAUGGACAAACAGCCCAUGACUAGGAGGAAAGUGGCCGAUUCCGCUCUGGCUGAGCCCGUGCAUGAUGCCAGACCUUCAAUGGGGUCCCGGUCGCUCAGGGAUUGGACGAACGUCUCUUUCUGCUUACUUUCCUUGCUUGCAUUUAAUCGAAUUCUGCGUUAAAAGGAUGCUGCUCAUUGAUGGAUCCUAGCGUCGCAAGAGCGCAUGAGUGUCGCUGAUUUUUGACGCUACUAGUCUCUCUCCAGGUAUAACUUUGUUAAUUUCGUGAUAGGUGUUUACACUUGCAAAGUGCAUGGCUGAUUGUUUUGUAGCUUGUGAAAUAUUUCUAAAAGUUAAAAGCCCUGAGCUCAGCAAAAGUGAUUAGAAGCAAAGUAGCUCCAAAAUGGUCCUUAGAAGAUUUUGUCAGUAAAAAUUUAUAUAACGAGCAGCACCAGCAAAUUCCGAGAUAAGUAUCAGCAUAUUUUCUUCUUCGUAUCUAUCUUCAAAGGUGCGUACGUACAUCGAGCUUUUCAGAAAUCAAUUUCAUGGAUAGUAAGAAAUGAGAUAUGUAAUAGUUGAUAUAGAUUCUCAAUCCCAACAGUGAACUUCAAUCCAGCUGCUUUCAUUGUAGAUUAAGGUUGUGGAGAGUCCAAAUUUAAGAAACAGUUACGGCCUUGAGGUGACUGAGGUCUGAAAUGCUAGCGGCCUUGUUGUUUCCCAAUCAACGAUGAGUCAUCGAUGAAAUUAUCGAUUUUGAAAUUUAUAGAAAACCUCAUAACACUUUGAAAACUAUUAACUAAUAUCGAGGUAAUUCAAAUAUUAAAUUAUUAUUAUUAGAGUUGUUGAUGCUUGGAAUAAAUUUGUUUUAUAUUUUUUAACACUGCCCAGUUCCAAUGUGCACAGCUCAGACACAUUGAACAAAAUGUAUUACCUUGAAUACCUAACAAAACUGGAAAAAGAGUUCCCAUUUUUUGGCAUUAUGUUUUUGUGAAUAUGAAUCGCGGUGCGUUGUAAGAGUAAAAAUUGAACCACGGAUUUAAUGAGACACAUUUAUUCACUUACACACCUCUGGCGAGCUUAGUCCUAUGUUGUGUAAAUAUAAAUUAGCAAUACUGAUACGAUCUUACCUAAUUAUAGAAUGUACAUGUAGAUUGUUUAACUUAAGCUUAUAGUCCUAGAAUUAUUAAAAACUAUAGUUAAUACUGAAUUAAAAAUUAGUUCUCUGUCUCAUGCCGAAUUUACCGUAGGAUGUAAAUAUAAACGAAGCGUCAUUCGAAAACUAAUCAACAAUAGAUUGUUAAAGUAAUUCCUCGCAUGAAAUUCCAUCGAAUUGAGCAACGAUAUUCUGCUGCAAUGGUACUAAGUACUUUUAAGUCUCACACGCCUUGUGCUGAUCGAACUUACACGAAUUCGUUUUAUUGUUCUCCUAAAACUUACAACACUUGAACCAAACCUGACUUGCAAACCUGUUAUGAAAACCCUUUUGGCCAGAAUACUAUAUUUGAAUAAUCUCUGGAGCUAUUUAACUAUAGUAAUAAAAAAUAUAACUCAGUACUCACUGCAGUGAGUGACAGAGA
Molecule: messenger RNA, 3545 nt
Organism: Hyalella azteca
Lineage: Eukaryota; Metazoa; Arthropoda; Malacostraca; Amphipoda; Hyalellidae
Product: connectin
Exons: 7
Coding region: 430-2151 (573 amino acids)
Molecular function (GO): protein binding
Source: RefSeq, a predicted model, not a curated record